AUGGAGGGACACGCGGGACCCCCGGGUGAGCCGCGCGUCCGCUCCGCUGUGGCCGUGCUGUUCCGAGGCCCCGUGGAACCGAUCAUCUUCCUUGCCAACUUUGCCUUGGUCUUGCAGGGCCCGGUCACCACGCAGUAUCUCUGGCACCGAUUCAGUACUGACCUCGGCUACAAUGGCACCCGCGACAGGGGUAGCUGUAGCAACCACACCGUGAACCCCAUGAUGCAGGAAGUGGAGACCCUCACCUCUCACUGGACCCUCUACAUGAACUUGGGUGGCUUCCUAGUGGGCCUCUUCUCGUCCACCCUGCUGGGGGCCUGGAGUGACUGUGUGGGCCGCCGCCCACUGCUGGUGCUGGCCUCCUUCAGCCUGCUGCUGCAGACUGUGGUGUCCAUCUUUGUGGUACAGUUGGAGCUCCACGUCGGCUACUUUGUGCUGGGCCGCAUCCUUUGUGCCCUCUUCGGCGAUUUCAGUGGGCUCCUGGCUGCCGGCUUUGCCUCUGUGGCAGAUGUCAGCUCCAGUCGCAGCCGCACCUUCCGAAUGGCCCUGCUGGAAGCAUGCAUCGGGGUGGCGGGGAUGCUGGCGAGCCUUCUUGGGGGCUACUGGCUGCGGGCCCAGGGUUAUGCCAACCCCUUCUGGCUGGCCUUGGCUCUGCUAAUAGCCAUGACUCUCUAUGCAGCAUUCUGCUUCGGUGAGACGGUGAAAGAGCUAACACCUGCCCGGCUCUUCACGCUCCGCCACCACCGCUCCAUUUUCCAGCUCUAUGUGACACCAUCCUUGGAGAAGUCCAGGAAGCACUUAGCCCUGUAUUCCUUGGCUGUCUUCCUUGUAAUCACUGUGCACUUUGGGGUCCAGGACAUCAUGACCAUCUACGAGCUGAGUGCACCCCUGUGCUGGGACUCCAAGCUCAUUGGUUAUGGCUCUGCAGCUCACCAUCUCCAGUACCUCACCAGCCUGCUCGGCCUGCGGCUCCUUCAGUACUGUCUGGCUGACACUUGGGUGGCCGAGAUCGGCCUGGCCUUCAACAUCCUGGGGAUGGUGGUCUUUGCCUUUGCUACUAUCACACCCCUCGUAUUCACAGGAUAUGGGCUCUUCUUCCUGUCGUUAGUCACUACACCUGUCAUCCGGGCCAAGCUCUCCAAGCUGGUGAGCAAGUCGGAGCACGGUGCUCUCUUUUCUGCUGUGGCCUGUGUGAAUGGCUUGGCCAUGUUAGCAGCUUCUGGCAUCUUCAACUCACUCUACCCAGCCACGCUGAACUUCAUGAAAGGGUUCCCCUUCCUCCUGGGUGCUGGCCUUCUUUUCAUCCCAGCCAUUCUGAUCGGGGUGCUGGAGAAGGCUAAUCCUCACAAUGAGUUUCAGCAGUUUCCCAAGAACUCCUGA
Messenger RNA from Orycteropus afer afer, 1380 nucleotides. RefSeq names its product solute carrier family 46 member 1 (gene SLC46A1). Gene Ontology annotation, biological process: transmembrane transport. The record is from RefSeq and is a predicted model, not a curated record. Lineage: Eukaryota; Metazoa; Chordata; Mammalia; Tubulidentata; Orycteropodidae. The transcript is spliced from 5 exons. Gene Ontology annotation, cellular component: plasma membrane. Gene Ontology annotation, molecular function: transmembrane transporter activity. Bases 1 to 1380 code for a protein of 459 amino acids.